Messenger RNA from Lytechinus pictus (painted urchin), 2128 nucleotides. RefSeq lists its product as uncharacterized. Gene Ontology annotation, molecular function: nucleic acid binding; zinc ion binding. Lineage: Eukaryota; Metazoa; Echinodermata; Echinoidea; Temnopleuroida; Toxopneustidae. The transcript has a single exon. The record is from RefSeq and is a predicted model, not a curated record. Bases 272 to 1900 code for a protein of 542 amino acids.
GUUUUGGUGGCUUAGUCGCUGUCGGUCCGCGACCUCCCAUCUCUCUCGUCGACUGCUUUUAAUUUGGCGCCAGCUACAGUUAGCUGGACGUUCCAUUAUUGUUAGGGAUUCCUCAACGGUUAGGGAUUCCUCAAUUGUUAGGGAUUCCUCAACGGUGCUAGGCUGGAGUCAACAAAGCUGCACUGAUCUGAGCUAUAUUAUCUGUGGAUAUAUAUGAAUUUGGAAUAUAGGAAUCUUAGUUCAGCAAAAGAGAAAGUCGUCUGAGAAGCUUAUGAACCAACUCUUUCGAUUCGGACAGCGGAUUGGUAAGCCUGUCAGCGAAAUUCAAAAGCACAUUUACAGUAAACUAACCAGCAUACUAACAAAACCCAAUGUUAACGGUACUUCUAAUAAUAUUCAAACUAUCCAAACAGAGGUAAUGGAAACGGAAGAGACAGAUAUUUCUUCUGGAGAAGAAGCGUAUUACCAAGCCGCAAUUGGUAAGGUAACGAAUACCCCGAGCAGUAAUAGAAAACAAGGUAUAUUCCAAUCUCAUCUCAAUAAAACAAAUGAUAGAGAGAGUUCUACAGAAGUUGAGAGUGAAAUGGAGUGGCGAAAAGUGGAGAGAAAAAAGAGAAAGGCAAGUACAAGAACUAUAAAUGAAGAUGACAAAAGAGUUAGGAAAGGAAGUUUCGAAAACAAAGAAGGGUCGUGUUCAAAUCGUAAAAAAGGUAAGGAACAGAAUAUCAGAAAUGAGAAAAAAUCUAUGAUAGUAGAAAUAAGAGAUGUUGGUGAGAAAUCAUGCAUAAGCAAAAUAAGCCCAGCAAGACUCAUUAAAGAAAUUACCUCGAAGUAUGGAGAGGUGAGUAAAAUUACGAAAGAAAAGGGAAGCCUGAAAGUUACUUGUAUUGAUGAAACACAGAUGAAAAAGAUUUUAGAAAUGACUGAACUAAUUCACACCCCUGUAAAGGUUGCACAACAUCUGCCCAUAACUCAAAUCCGCGGUGUUAUUCAUAAAGUAGAUACCCUAAUCACGGAGGAAGAACUAAAUGAGCUCCUGAAAGAACAAGGUGUGACGUAUGUAAAGAGAUUCAAUAAAAGAAUAAACGGUGAAUUAUCACCAACCCCUUCUGUUCUACUAGUAUUCAAAGGGCCAAAUCUUCCACACCAUGUCUCCUUUCUAUACCAAAAAUAUGUAGUUGAUGAGUUUGUCCCUACUGUAACAAGAUGCCACAAAUGCCAGCAAUUUGGGCACAUCCAAAAGAAUUGCAAGGGUCAUUUAAGAUGUGUAAGAUGUGGUGAGGCCCACACUUUUGAAAUGUGCCCCAAUAAAGAUCACCCAAAAUGCUUGAGAUGUAACCUUAAUCAUUCAGCGGCCUAUCAAGGAUGUACCUAUUAUAAGGAAGCAAAAAAUAUUCAACAUGUCAGCUUGCAAAAUAAUUUAACUUAUGCUCAAGCAACAAAAAUAUACCAUCAAGAAAAAAGAGAAGAAAAUCAUUCAAAAGAUCGUGAUUCAUCAAACAAGAAUAUAAUCAAACCCCCCAAAAGAAAGAAAAUCCCUGAUCAACCGAAUACUUCGGAAGCUGACGUAGAACAAAUACCAAUUACGGUAAAGAGGUCGACCAUAAAAACGGCGACCAUGUCCACACAAACAGAAACGGCGGAAAAGUCUGUUCAGACAGAUGCGCAAGAAUUUACUUCUAAUCAUAGGCCUAAUGAAGCAGAAGAAUCUGGGCCUGUAAUUCCCGCAUCCACAGAAAAUGCUAGAGUCGACUUUUUGGCUUUCAUCACUUUUAUUGUAAAUAACCUUGACAAAGAAACUUCACAUUCAAACAGAAUUAGAUUAGUGGUUGAUGCAGCCAAGCGAUGCUUAGACAUCAACGAGGUGUCUCCAGAGAUGAUCCACGAUCGUCUUCAGUAAUAAAGACAGCUCAAAGACUAUCAACGCUCGGACUUUCAAUAUUUUACAAUGGAAUGCCCAAAGCAUGAAUGCCCACGGUCCAGACUUUUACAAAGAGCUAAUAGAAAGUGUAGAAUUAAACUCACUCCCUGCCUUGAUAUGUUUACAAGAAACGUGGUUCACUGAUUUCAAUAUAUUAGCAAUUCCAGAUUUCAUCCCAGUAAUAAAAAAUAGAGGCCAAGGAGGAAG